AUGGAUAACGAAAUUUUGCAUUGCUCUAAUGAUGAUAUUGAUUUUGCUUUACCUUUCAAUAAGAACUUUGAUGAAUUUAUAAACGAGCUUACUACUUUAUCUGAAAUUGGAAAUAUUGAUGUAUUUGAAAGUGGCAAUUUUGAAUAUCAGUCCAAUUUUGCAUCUAAAAAUGUUGAAGAUAAUGUGGUAGAAAGUGGUGAAUUUGAAUAUCAGUCUAAUUUCAUAUCUGUAAUUGGAAACAUUGAAGAUAAUAUGUUUGAAAAUAGUGAUCUCGAAUAUCAGUUCAAUCUUGCGCCUGGAAUUGAAAAUAUUGAAAAUGAUGUGUUUGAAAGUGAUAAUUUAGAAUAUUGGUCCAGUUUCACACCUAUAAUUAAAAAUGUAGGAGAUAACAUAUAUGAAAGUGAUUCAGAAGAUAAGCUUGAAGAUAGUCCUUUAAAAGAGAUAUAUACCAGGCAGACUUUUCUUACUUUUAAGUCACUUGAAAAAUGUUUGAAACACUAUUCUACCAAAAUGGAUCCUACAACAAAUAAAGAGUGUGAGUCAGCUUGUAUAGAGUGUGAUUUUGUGUUAAAUGCGUCAUAUAGAAAACUGCCAAAUUGUGUAUUUGUCAACAAACUUGUUGAAAAACAUAAUUAUACAUUAAAAGAUAGUAAUUUGCUUCAAGAGUGCAAUUUGGGAGCAACAGCUUUAAAACGAAUAUUACGGAAUAGGUUUUCUGAUCAAGAGAUUUAUAAUAGGGAUCUUUAUAAUAUGAUUAGUAGAUUCAAGGCUGAUACCCAAACUAAAAAUGAUGCUUUAACUUUAUAUGAAUCUUUAGAUGGAUUCAUUUCUGAUUUUUAUACACUUCGGAAUUCAAUUGCAGUAUCUGACUUUGACAGUCACUGGGCAGAUCUGAUGAACAAAUAUCCAGAAGUUCAAGAAGCCAACUCUGGAAACUCUUUAUGUCAACUUCAAACAGGAAUUGAAUUGAGACUUAAAGAUGAAGCCAAAUAUGCAAGAUUACAAGAGUUCCGAAAUAUGAAUCCUACGGCAGGUUUUUCUAAUGUUUCUAAUACAAUUUUUAAAGAGAUUGACUAUAUAUCCUUAGAGGAUUGUCAUGGAAUUGGCGUGAAAAAAACUUGGAAAGUUAAGCAUAUCCAAAGUACAACAAACCAUUCGCAAUUUGUUUUAUUGCUUAAAGAUGCACUUUUCAAUAUGAAGUUGAUUCCGUUACGUUGGUUUUCUGAAGAAGGUCUUGUAGUGUUUGACAAAAAUCAAGAAUUAUCUGUUCAGGUGGUACAAAAUGAUGAACCAAUUCCAACUAGUACAUUUCAAAUAUUAGAAAGGAUUCAUGGGCAAGAAAUUAAUGUCAGAAAUGCUAUAAAAUUAGAUUCAAAAAAGGUUUCAUAUGAAAACAUAUUACAACGAUUUAUUGAAGAACAAGCAUCAGUACAAAAUAAAAAUGUAUCUGAACCAGAGUUAAAUCAAGAUGGUAGUUUUAAAAUUUCAAAUCCAUCUCAGCAUAAAGGUAGAGGCCGCCCUGCAAACAAAAGAUACUUAUCAGCAAUUGAGAAUCAUAAUAGCAAUAACGUCAGUUCAAAUAAUCAAAACGAAGAUUCAGAGUCAAGACCAAAAAAGAAAAACAAGUGUCAAUGUGCUGUAUAUAAAUCAUGA
Messenger RNA from Dentiscutata heterogama, 1653 nucleotides. NCBI's taxonomy places the organism in Eukaryota, Fungi, Glomeromycota, Glomeromycetes, Diversisporales, Gigasporaceae. The record is from the annotation of a GenBank genome assembly.